Messenger RNA from Hypanus sabinus (Atlantic stingray), 4724 nucleotides. RefSeq names its product signal transducing adaptor molecule (SH3 domain and ITAM motif) 2 (gene stam2). Gene Ontology annotation, biological process: signal transduction. The record is from RefSeq and is a predicted model, not a curated record. Lineage: Eukaryota; Metazoa; Chordata; Chondrichthyes; Myliobatiformes; Dasyatidae. Gene Ontology annotation, molecular function: phosphatidylinositol binding; ubiquitin binding. Bases 286 to 1872 code for a protein of 528 amino acids. The transcript is spliced from 14 exons. Gene Ontology annotation, cellular component: endocytic vesicle.
CUCCCCCCCCCCCCCCUCCCGUGACGCCAUUUAACUCUCGACUGAUUUCAGGAGAGGAGUUGUUUCGGUAACUGUACUGUCGAAGCGAGUUAUUUGAAGCGGAACGGCAAUAAUUGAAGUUCAGCGGCGCCGGAGGCCUUGGGCUUUAGGAUGCUGCAACGGGUGGUGAGAGGGCGAGUGCUGUGGACAGAGUGAGCGCGACACUGAGGCCUGCCUACGGCUUCCUUCAGGCCUGAUCACUUCACCCCACUGUUGUCUUUCCCGGCUUAUUCCACUCCCCCAACCAUGCCUUUCUUCGCCAACAACCCUUUCGAGCAAGAUGUCGAAAAAGCCACAAAUGAGCAUAACACUAGUGAAGACUGGACUCUCAUUAUGGAUAUCUGUGAUCGUGUUGGAACAACACCAAAUGGGCCAAAAGAUUGUCUGAAGGCAAUUAUGAGGAGAAUAAAUCACAAAAAUCCACAUGUGGCAAUGAAGGCUUUAACAUUAUUAGGAGCCUGUGUCUCAAACUGUGGGAAGAUUUUCCACCUAGAAAUAUGUUCUCGGGACUUCACAAGUGAGGUUGGAAAUCUAUUGGGCACAUAUACUAAGGCUCAUCCAAAAGUGUGUGAGAAGCUUAAGGCAUUAAUGGUGGAAUGGGUGGAGGAGUUUAACAAGGAUCCCCAGCUUAGUCUUAUUGCUGCUACUGUUAAAGCACUUAAAGAAGAUGGUAUCUCUUUUCCUACGGCCAGCUGUCAGCAGAACCAGAGCACUGCAAAUUCUUCAAAAAACGGCAGUACGUCGAUAAGUAGAACUACUGAAGAUAUAGAUCUAGCUAAAGCUAUUGAAAUUUCUUUACAAGAACAGAAGCAGCAACAAACGGAGACAAAAUCUUUCUAUCCAUCUGCAGAUAGCGCUGUGAACUGCCAUAGGAGUGAGAUGCGCAUGGUCCGCGCUCUCUAUGACUUUGAGGCAGUUGAAGAUAACGAGCUUACUUUUAAAACUGGGGAAAUAAUCACCAUACUAGAUGACAGUGACCCCAACUGGUGGAAAGGAGAGACCAAAAAAGGUGUUGGGCUUUUUCCUUCAAAUUUCGUAUCAACUAGUCUGAACACAGAACCCGAGCCAGAGAAAGUUGUGGUACCAGAGGAGACAACUGUACAAGAUGUUCAGUCUUCUGAGCCUGAGCCAGUUUAUAUAGAUGAGGACAAGAUGGACCAGGUAUUGCAGAUGCUUCAGAAUGCAAUACCUACGGAUCAGCAACCUGACUCGGCAGAGCUGCUCCACUUAGAAGAUGUGUGUCAACAAAUGGGACCAAUCAUUGAUGAAAAGCUUGAAGAAAUAGACAGGAAGCACUCAGAGCUGUCGGAGCUGAACUUGAAAGUCUUGGAGGCCCUGGAGCUGUACAAUAAAUUGAUGAAUGAUGUGCCUCUGUACUCUUCUAUAUACUCCAAGCCUCAGACCCAGUCACAAGCUCAGGGUUUCUACACACAACAGCCGGGCUCUGUCCCAAUGCAGGUGUAUCGAGGACAGUCUCAGAGUGCAACUUACAUGGCAGCAGGCAUCUCCCAGGUAGCAGCAAGCCAGGGCUACAGUAUAGCACCAGAUCAGAUUGGUGCGCUGAGAUCUCUGCCCCCCAAUGCAAACCAGAGCAGUCAGCCUCCCUAUAUAAGCACUGGAGCACCACCAACGUACAUGAACCAAGCAGCAAGCCUCCAGGUGACAAGUGGACCUGCCACCCCCUACACAGCUCAAGUAGGAUUGAGCACUGACAUGUCUGCCUAUCAGAACACUACAGUCAGUGCAUCUUUGGCUGCAGGCUACCCCAUGGUGUCCCAGGCUCAGUCUCUCCCCCAGCAACACUCUAACUACUUCCAGCAGCCACUGCUUUGAAGCUUGUCUCUGGGUGCACAUCUCCAGGCUGUUGUACUGGUUUCUGUGUUACUGUGCUGGUACUGCCCUGUUUAAUGUGCACUGUGCCAGUACAUAAGUGUUACAUUUGAGAUUUCCUUUCACCAACCCUUACUGCUCACAAGGGCAUUUGUAGUGGGCUAAUUUUCUUUUUAAUGAAAUGGGUGUAAAUUCGUUUUCUAGUUUUUUAUGUGGCCUCUCCCUCUCUCAGAUCUGGUGUACCAUUAAGUCCUUUUGCUCAUGGCCCCACUGAGAAUUCAGGUGUUCCAGCAAAUUGUCCUUGCUGAAUGUUGUGGGACUGACAUGUACCAGCAUUCCCUUCCCACUCUCUCAUUGCAACUACAAGACAUGACCCUCGAGAUUCACACUGGCUUAGUUCUUGGAACAGUGAAAGGUGUAAAUCCAACUAGACUGUAGGAAGAGACUGUGGAGUGCACCUGGGACUGGUUACUAUUAGCUACAGAAUUUUAAACUAGAGAACAAGGUUGUUGAGAAAGAGCACAAGUUAGAACAGACUGACUUUGUCAAGAGCAUCAGAAUUACAGGUGAGGAUUAGUUUUUAAGCUGAAUACCAACUCAGUGAUGUGACUAUUGGCAAUCUGGGUAAGUAAGGACUUGGACUGUAAUCUCUGUAUUCCUUUCUGUUCUGGAUUGUGGGACACUGAAUUUUAUGCCCAAUCUUUUCCAUUUUUUCUCAGUCAUGACCAGGCAGAGGUAGGUUCUGAAAUUCAACCACAGUGUGUGAUAUUGCACUUGCUGCUUUGUCACAAUGAACAAUGAGCUGAUCGAGAUUGGGCAGACAGAAGACUGAGCAUAAAAACUCACAAUGAAAGUGGACCCUGAAGUUGCCCAAAAACUGACUUUAAAACAAAAAUACUGUACUUUUAAAAGCCUGAAGUAUCAUCGUAAGUCAAUAAUGGGUAAAGAAUUGAGUAAAGCAGUAGUGGUGAAGCAUCUGACGAUUGUGCUUUGAACAUGUUCUGCUCUGGGUUCAUGGUCCAGUGGUCAUUUUGUUCACAUUCACAGUUCAGUGAGUGUACAGAAUUAUCAAUGCAUCAAUACUUCCUUUUAUCAACUAUGCUUCAUGAAAAAUCUCCCUCAACAGAUCGUUGUGUAGAUCAUGAUUCUAUCCCUGUGACACCCAUGGAAUUGAAUUAAUUAAUUUUUAUAUUGAUCUGUAUGCAUCAGAAAUCUAAAUAAGCACAUAAUCUUUUAUUACCUUGUUUUGCGAUUUGAAAAUUCAUGCUUCUGUCUGUAGAAUUUGGUACUUUAGUUACCUGGACAAAUACAGCCCCCCUUCUCCACCACAGGACACACAGUGUCCCCGAACUAAGUGCUUUGAUCAGGAAUGUGUGUAUCUGAAAUGGUCACAUAGCGAUCAUCCCUUUAAUCAUGUUCCGCCAUGGACUUUGCAAGAGUCUACAACUGUACAGGAGUAAAUUUACAGGAGGUGCUAUAACCUUGGCUUUCAACAGGGAAAGUGAAACACUUGUGGAUCUGUUUUGCAGGUUCUUGACUGAAAUUGUGCAGCUCAAUUCUGAUUGAGCCAGCUUUUGGUACCUCUUUUCCCCCUACCCAAAAUGUGACCAUUCAGAGUAUGAAUUGCAAUCUGAUGUUCUUGGAGAGAUUUUGCAACUGGUGGGGGAAAAAAAUUUUAUAUUUCCAGUUUACUUGUGUUUUAAAGUUUGUGGUGAGCCCUGUGUUCAAUUGUUAUAAUAGAAUACUUGAUAAUACUCAAUGACUUAAGUCUAGUUCCAAGAUCAAACAUUGUGAACCUCAGUUGGCAUGCUUACAGAAAAGUUGACAUGUUUACAGAAAAUUGGGGAAUAGUUCUUUGAAAUACUUCUCUUUUAAAAGACAAGAUUUAAUAAUGUUGCUGUUUAAAUAUUUAAAAAAACUAUUUGUUAUACUAAUGACAAUACUGUAGGAUACAGCAGGAUUUUGUACACUUGUGUUGCGCACAAACUGGACAAGGAUAACUCUUGUACUCUUGGGAGAUUCCCUUGUGCUUGUGAGGCCAAUCAAGGCACAUUCCCUUUUCUCCAGUAUCCUGCGUCCCCCUCCCCCCAUUCCUCAUCCAUAAAAUAUUCCUUACAAUAAUGACAAUUUCUGGCCUGGACACCUCUCCUCGUUUCACCAGAUAUUAACCUGUCCCUUUGUGGCUCGUUGUAACUAGUUGUCACUUAAUUCCACCCAUUUUGGUAGCUGCAACUAACAAUAAGGAAUUGUACGUACUGCUUCUUUGGGUGUGUUAGUGAUCACAUAUUUAUAGCCUCAGUUUUGGUGUCUCCCAAUAUUUAAGUUAAGCCAUUAGAUAUUUGGGCUAGAAAAAUAUCACAAUCUGAAGAUUGUCACAAAAGUAGGAAUGGUCACUUCGUCAAACUUAGUUUCCCUUUUUAAAUCUGCUUAUUUAUAUUAAGCAACUACUUGUAUUUAAAACAAGCACAAUAAGACAGAAACCAGUCAACCCCAGUUAAUUCUAUUAUAAUGUAUGUUGAAGAUUUGUUUAUAGUUGUAUUUUACUUUAUUCCUUUCAAAUAAAGAAAAUAAUCUGCUGGUUUGGGCUGUUUUCCCACUUGAUAUUUGCUUUUGUGUGCGUGAUGCUCAAUCAUUGUAAUUGGGAGUGUGGGAUUACUUUUUUUUUGUUUAUUUCUAUCUGCACAAGACCCUUAGUUCUAAUUUUAUUCCUUCAGUGAGUGUUGUAAUAUCAUAGAUGCAAGAUGUCAGCAAGAAUGAUGCACAAUGGUGGCUUGUACUGAUAUUUACUAGGCUUCAACUGCCUUCUAAUUCUUUCAAAUACCGGUAAUAAAAUAAUUAAUUUUUAUUUAAAUAAA